This is a messenger RNA of Blastocystis hominis, 1395 nucleotides long. RefSeq lists its product as hypothetical. The record is from RefSeq and is a predicted model, not a curated record. Lineage: Eukaryota; Bigyra; Opalinata; Blastocystidae.
AUGGGCUUGCCGCUGUAUUGUCUCCGCGCCUUCGUGAGCGCGUGCGGCGAAGCGCUCUCCGCAUUCCCCGCCGAUUUGCCUUCCGAGACGCGCGACGCGCUGAAAGCCUUCGCCGAAGACAAGCUGGUUUCGAUCGGAAGCGAAUAUCAGCAGCUGGCGGAGGACCAAUGCGGCGAAGAUCUGUUCAACUUUUUGCUGCAGUGCAUGGCGACGCUUUGCCCCAUCUACGGCUACUUGGGACUGCAAGCCGAGCAGGCGCGCAUCGCUUUCUUCAUCUGCAAGGCCACGCUGCCGUCGAUGAAGCCCGAAGAAGCGAUGAAAAACAGCCCGGACUUCGUGUUCGAUUCGCGGAAUCUCGCGGCGAUCGAAGCGCUGAGUCGACUCACGAAGGGAAACGGGGAAGGCGUGGAGAAUGUGUGGAAACUCGUGGAAGCAACGAUGGAAGUGAUCGAGGAGUACAUUCCCGAGAAAGACCAGUCCAAUAAUUAUGUUCGGUCGUCGCCCGCUUCGCCUCGCGUCUGUGCGGAGUACGAAAUUAUCGAAGAGCAGACGGACGUUUUGCUGGGCCAAGUCGCUCAGAAGGCUGUAGAGACGGAGAUGGGCUGCGAUCUAGUGAUUCACACGCUCGAAAUGAUGCUCCAAGCCGCUCGAUCGGGCGUGUCGAGCGAGGUGCCGAGCGGGAAAGCGAAUCUGAUGAAGGCGUGGGACGAAGUGCUGCGGUCUGCGGGGUUGGAGGAGAAGGUGAAGAUUCCGCACUCCUCGCCGAUCCAGACGGCCUCGGGAUUGAAGCAUUUGCUGACCAUCGCCAACACGAACAUAUCCCGAUUGGAACGACUUGUCCAAACGACCGAAUCCUUAACACCACUCUCGUCAAUCCAGUCGCUUCUGACCGAAGCGGUGAGUCAGCUCAAGCGCCACCCGUCGCUUCCUGGCUUGGUCCAGCCGAUCUUCUUCUUCAUCUCCGAAGUGAUGGAGCAGGUCAACGACAACCACCCCGCCAAGGAAACCUACCAAGCCGCCAUCCCCGAGCUCCUCAAGAUCGUCAAUACGCUCGUGACCAAUCGGCAGACGCAAGUGCUGGCGCUGGACACGCUGUACGACGUGAUCAUCCAGGGCGACUGUCUCCGCGGCCAGUGGAAGCCGAUCAUUUCGUGCCUGAAGAAAAUCGCCACCUCGGAUCUCUGCGCAGAAGGAUUCCACGACGUGCAGCUGAUUCUGGACGAUUUCCUCAGCGAAAUGGAUUUCAGCGAGGCGCUCACACUGGGUGCAUUGAUCGCCUCCUACACGCGCCAAGCCUUCGAUAUCAACAUCGCGCUCAGCGCCAUCGGGCUGUACUGGAAGCUCGCCGACUACACGCUCAUCACGGCGCGCGGUACUCGCUCCCUGCGGAUUUGA